Messenger RNA from Octodon degus (degu), 1341 nucleotides. RefSeq names its product catechol-O-methyltransferase (gene Comt). Bases 208 to 1020 code for a protein of 270 amino acids. Lineage: Eukaryota; Metazoa; Chordata; Mammalia; Rodentia; Octodontidae. Gene Ontology annotation, biological process: dopamine metabolic process; developmental process; catecholamine catabolic process. The record is from RefSeq and is a predicted model, not a curated record. The transcript has 6 exons. Gene Ontology annotation, molecular function: catechol O-methyltransferase activity; magnesium ion binding. Gene Ontology annotation, cellular component: membrane; dendrite; axon.
GCGGACGCGCGUUCCGGCCCAAAUCACUUCGGAGCGAGGUGAGUGCGCCCGCUGGCGGAGGUGGGGAAGGCAUUGCGUUCUUCCCCCCUUGAAGGACAUGGAGCUCCUAGCGGCUCAACACCAAGCUAAGAAGAUGGUAUGAUUCCCCUCCUGCUGGGGUGAGAAGGACCUGGGGCUCACCACAGGCAAAGACAACUCACAUUGACUAUGCUGGGAGCCCCACCCCUGCUGCUGGCAGCCACCUCAUUGGGCGUUGCACUCCUGGCCUUCCUGCUGAUAUUAAGACGCUGGGGCUGGGUCCUGUUACUCAUAAUCUUUUUCGAGAGAGUUCUGCAGCCAAUCCGAAACCUGAUCAUGGGUAACACUAAGGAAGAGCGCAUCCUCCACCAUGUGCAACAGCAUGCGAAGCCUGGAGACCCCCAGAGUGUGCUGGAGGCCAUUGAUACUUACUGCUCACAGAAGGAGUGGGCCAUGAACUUGGGCAACACCAAAGGUGAGAUCAUGGAUGCUGUGAUUCGGGAGUAUGGCCCUUCCCUGGUGCUGGAACUAGGGGCCUACUGUGGCUACUCUGCCGUACGCAUAGCCCGCCUGCUGCCACCUGGUGGGCGGCUGCUCACCAUGGAGAUCAACCCCGACUAUGGUGCCAUCACUCAACAGAUGCUGGACUUCGCAGGCCUUCAGGACAAGGUCACUGUCCUGCUUGGGGCAUCCUAUGACCUCAUCCCCCAGCUGAAGAAGAAGUAUGAUGUGGACACCCUAGACAUGGUCUUCCUUGACCACUGGAAAGACCGCUACUUGCCAGAUACCCGUCUCCUAGAGGAAUGUGGCCUGUUGCGGAAGGGGACAGUACUUCUGGCUGACAAUGUCAUCAUCCCAGGAGCACCAGACUUCCUGGCAUAUGUGCGUGGGAGCAGCAGCUUUGAAUGCACACACUACAGCGCGUACCUGGAGUACAUGAAGGUGACGGAUGGCCUAGAAAAGGCUGUCUACAAGGGCCAAGACAGCCCAGUGCAGUCUUAAAUGCCCACCCUGCUCUGGGUUCCCCUGCCAGUCUGGUCCAGAAGGAUGAGCUAGAUGGAUAUAUUCUUUCCUUAAAUAUAAAGCAUACUUUAGGCCUGUGAGGCAUGAGCCUUCUUCAUGUUGACCUUCUGUACUGCAGUUCUAAAUUAUCACACGUGGGACACUUCAAAGUGUAGGAGGCUUACCAUGCAAAACCACUGCAAUGAAUACUAUCUGCUGAUAAGACUGAAUUGAGGACUUAGCUAUGACUCAGUGGUAGAACACUUGCCUAGUAGGGUCUUGUUUUUGGAGAUAGGGUCUUACUAUACAGCUCAGGCUGGC